Messenger RNA from Papaver somniferum (opium poppy), 1638 nucleotides. RefSeq names its product putative nuclease HARBI1. Bases 158 to 1333 code for a protein of 391 amino acids. The record is from RefSeq and is a predicted model, not a curated record. Lineage: Eukaryota; Viridiplantae; Streptophyta; Magnoliopsida; Ranunculales; Papaveraceae. The transcript has 4 exons.
ACACCCUCUAAACCCUCAAAUGAUGUCAAAAACGCAAAAUCCUCUCUUUCUCAUUCUGCUAAUUUUCGUUUUGACGACGGAGAAAGAGUAGAGAAACGAAACAGAAAAUCUAUCUGCAACUAAGGCGAACACAGUAGUAGCGGACAUAUUAGCUGACAUGGAUGAUUAUGACUUGGAACUGGACGAGAUGGAACUAGUUGCUGCUGCUGCUGGAUAUUAUCAUUAUUGUAAUAUGGAGAAGCCGGUCCCUCGUAAUCCCACACAUGGCAAAUCCGAAUUUAUGGAUGAAAUACUGAAUGCAGAAGAAGAUCGAUGCCGUGAGAUGUUUCGGAUGGAUAAACAUGUUUUUCACAAGCUGUGUGACAUGUUAAGACGAAGAGACCUGUUACGCGAUACACAUGGAGUCAAGAUAGAGGAACAGGUUGGAAUAUUCUUGAACAUUAUUGGACACAAUGAACGUAAUCGAGUUAUUCAAGAAAGAUUUCAACACUCUGGCGAAACCAUUAGCCGAUAUUUUAAUAAUGCAUUGAAGGCAAUCAAGUCGUUGUCCCGUGAAUUCUUACAGCCCCCAGAGCCAACCACUCCUACAGAAAUCCUCGGCAGUACAAGAUUCUACCCAUAUUUUAAGGACUGUAUUGGAGUAAUAGAUGGCAUGCACAUCCCUGCACAUGUGAUAGCGAAAGAUCAACCUCGGUUCCGUAAUAGAAGGGGUGUUUUGACGCAAAAUGUAUUGGCAGCUUGCACGUUAGACCUGCAGUUUAUUUUUGUAUAUCCUGGUUGGGAGGGUUCGGCUGAAGAUUCACGUGUAUUAAGAGCAGUUCUUAAUGAUCCAGAUCAGAAUUUCCCACAGAUACCUGAAGGCAAAUACUACCUUGUUGAUGGAGGAUACACAAAUAUGACGGGAUUUGUAGCACCAUAUGAAGGAUAUCGCUACCACCUCCAUGAAUUUAGAGGUGCUAAUCAACAACCAAAGAACGCGCAGGAGUUGUUUAAUCACCGGCACGCAUCACUGCGAUAUGCAAUCCAGCAAUGUACCGAGUUGCUUCAAACACGUUUCCCUGUCCUCAAAUUAGCUCCUCCUUAUGCAUUUCAUAUCCAAAGGGAUUUGAUUAUUGCUGCAUGUGUUCUACAUAACUUCAUUCGGCGCGAGGAAAGAAAUGACUGGUUAUUUGUCAACUCCCAAAUCAAGGCUGCGGCAGAAGUGUCUGAGCCGGAUGAUCAGCCUGAGGCAUCAUCCACCUCCAUGGCAGAAGAACAAGCAGCGUUUUUAGUUCGAUACUCGAUUGCAGCAUCGAUGUGGAAUAACUUCAUCAAUGAAUGGGAUGCAUGGUGAGGAUAUAGUAGGCUUUGCCAAGGGCUUAAUGCCCAAUUUUAAGGGUGCUGUACAUGUUGCACAGAGGCUAACUUAUCUCCUUAUUUAUCAUUAUGCACUAUAUAUUACUUACUAAAUGCUUGCAGAUGAUUGAUUUUUCUUUGGUAAGCGGCAGACUUGCGGAUGAUUGAUUUUUCUUUGGUAAGCGGCAGAUAAAGCAACAAGGAAAUUGUAGGUCUCCAAGAGUUCGUUACAUUUUGUGUGAUGUUACAGUAUCUAUUUUUGUUUGUAUAAUCUUCUUUGCUCGAAGGAUGCAAUUACUCUCA